AUGAAAAGCAUAAAAAAAGUUGCAAAAGAUUUAAAAUUGACACAACAUCAAUCAUCAAUAUUUAUUAUUCCAACGUCUUCAUCUGAAGUACUUGCACCACUAACACAAGUUCUGGCUGGUUCAUCAACUACUACACUAACAACAUCUCAUAAUGUUUCUCCAGUAGCAUUGGAUAAAGCUAUACAGACUAGUCAACGUUGUUUGGCAUCACAGUCGCAAUCAGCUCCUUCAUCAAAGCGAAGUCGCACAUGA
Molecule: messenger RNA, 252 nt
Organism: Rotaria sp. Silwood1
Lineage: Eukaryota; Metazoa; Rotifera; Eurotatoria; Philodinida; Philodinidae
Source: the annotation of a GenBank genome assembly